GCCGAACGUUACAAGAGCAGCCGAAGUAACUUCGUGUCCAGCCGAAUGGCAAAGCGACAGCUAAGGCUUUGAUUCAAAAUCCAUGAAGCUCUGUUCAAGUCGAAGAACGCUGCCGAGCGGUUGGUUCCCGCUAUCGCUGUCGCUGUCGCUGUUACGUUGUUGCGUUGCCGUUGUUCCCGUUGUCGCUGAGUGUGUGUGUGCGUUUCAAAGGAGUUGUGCAUCCGAUAACAAGGAUUCACCGUUAUUUUGUGUAGUGCAAAAAGUAAAGAAUUGCCCAAAACAGUGGUCAUCAAUGCCUAGAUCACAACUCAUCGAGCUGCCCUCGCUCGAAAAAUCAAAAAUCAUCCCCCGAGGUUCGCUCGUAACGCAAACAAAAACGAAACCGAAAACGACGAAAAAACGCGAUGCGAAUUAAAGCUUUGCGUGGCAAAAUGCGCUAACCGAAGCAACAAAACAAACCAACCAUCCAAAAAAAAAUAUUAUAUAUAUAUAUAUAAAUAUAUAUGUAUAAGUAUACGUAAGAAGCAGCACGUGAAGAAAGAAAAAUCCCGCAAAAUUACGUAGAAAAAUAAUAAUAAUAAUAGAAAAAAAGCGAAAAAGGAAAUACGAAUUUCGUUGGCCGAAAAAUAAAAACGAUUAUCAUCGAGACGAGUGUGUGUGUGUGUGUGCGAGUGUGCUUGUUUGCCAGUGAGCGAGUGCCUAUGUGUUGGUGUGCUGGGAGGCUAGCCCUAUAAAUAACAUUUGGGUCUGGCCAAGCGCUAAUUACGGCAAAACAUGAAAAUCUUUGCGAAAAGCGCACCAACAACAAGUGUAGUCAAGGCGGCAAUUAAUCAAUUUUCCGCUUGACCCAUAAGGAAGUUUCCAUAUCAUAAUUAAAAGAGAAACCCCGAAUAAACGAAAAACGAAGGAUACAAUCGCACGAAAGUAAGAGUUUAAAGGUCAACCCAACGAAACAUAUCCUUGAGUUAUACAAAAAUUAUUCCAAAAUCCGAUGUUCAAUGGAUUUCCAUAUCAACUUAAAACACAAAAAACAUCAAUUAAAUUAAAUCAGAAGCUGCGCUUCGAAAAUUAAAGACAGCAAAUUGGAAAUAAGAUAUAAAAAUCAAAAAAAGUUAAAAUAAAACCCAUGUGAUUAUUAAAAUAAACCCUUCAUAUCAUAAACAGAAUAACUAAUGAUAUUACUAAUCACAAACAAACACUGGGCUUCAGCCUAGAACGCUCAAAACUAGAAGACUUCGACGAGAAAAAGCCAGGAAAAUGCAUAUCAGGGAAGUGGCUUUCCUGGUCCUCAGCCUGCUGCCUGGAAUCAUUCUGGGCAAUCGCUAUAAUCAGCUGCAUCUGUAUGCAAAUGGAGGAGCUGGCAGUUCCUCCUCAUCAUCCAGCCCAGGGAGUUAUAGACCAGCUCCUUCCUCCCAAAACGAGGUCUACUCCAUAGCAGACAGUCAGCCAAUGACGGAGGAUGGCUAUAUCCAUGCCAAUCAGCACUUUCCACCCGCCCACUCCGACUUGGAUCCUCCUGCCCAGCAGCAGAGCACCUGUCAGACGGUCUGCGCCUGCAAGUGGAAGGGUGGCAAGCAGACGGUUGAGUGCAUCGAUCGACAUCUCAUCCAGAUACCCGAGCACAUUGAUCCCAAUACCCAAGUGCUGGACAUGUCCGGAAAUAAGCUGCAGACCCUGUCCAACGAGCAGUUCAUACGUGCCAAUCUGUUGAACCUGCAAAAGCUAUAUCUGAGGAACUGCAAGAUUGGCGAGAUCGAGAGAGAGACUUUUAAGGGUCUAACAAAUCUCGUAGAGUUGGAUCUAUCACAUAAUCUCCUAGUAACUGUACCCAGUUUGGCCUUGAGCUAUAUCUCCUCGCUAAGAGAACUCACUCUGGCCUCGAAUCACAUACACAAAAUCGAAAGCCAGGCCUUUGGUAAUACCCCUGCGCUGCAUAAAUUGGAUCUCUCCCAUUGUGAUAUCCAAACCAUUUCCGCCCAAGCCUUUGGUGGCCUACAAGGACUAACCCAUCUUAGGUUGAAUGGGAAUAAGUUGAGUGAGCUCCAGCCCAAGACCAUUGAGACCUUGAGUCGUCUUCAUGGCAUCGAACUGCAUGACAAUCCCUGGCUCUGCGACUGCCGUUUGAGGGACACAAAACUCUGGCUGAUGAAAAUGAAUAUCCCGUAUCCAGUGGCUCCCAUCUGUGCUGGUGGUCCUGAAAGGAUCAUUGAUCGCAGCUUUGCAGAUCUUCAUGUGGAUGAGUUUGCCUGCCGACCUGAGAUGUUGCCCAUUUCCCACUAUGUCGAGGCUGCGAUGGGGGAAAAUGCCUCGAUCACCUGUCGGGCGAGAUCUGUUCCAGCGGCAAAUAUCAAUUGGUACUGGAAUGGACGACUUCUGGCCAACAACUCUGCCUUUACCGCCUACCAAAGGAUACACAUGUUCGAGCAGGUCGAGGGAGGAUUCGAGAAGAGAUCGAAACUGGUGCUGACCAAUGCCCAGGAGACGGAUUCCAGUGAGUUCUACUGCGUGGCCGAGAAUCGAGCUGGAAUGGCCGAGGCCAACUUCACCCUGCACGUGAGCAUGAGAGCUGCAGGAAUGGCAUCCCUGGGAAGUGGACAGAUUGUUGGUCUAAGUGCUGCCCUGGUGGCCCUGAUUGUCUUCGCCCUUGGGGUUAUCAUGUGCCUGCUGCUAAGGGUCAAACGUCAGCCGUAUGUUGAUAGCAAGACCCCCAACCACAUGGAGGUGAUAACAUCGGUCAACCAUCAGAAUUCCAUAACGAACAAGACUCAGCCAGCUACGGGAAAUGGCAGCAUAGGAGGGGUGGUCAUCGCCAAUGGAGCUGUGGCUAAUAUAAUCGACGGGGGAGUAGUGCAAGGAGGAACUCUGGAAAGGAAGAGCAGCGGACGAGGAGUAUCCCAUGGUGGUCACGAUCAGAGGAGUGCUAAUCCCGUACAGAAACCACCGAGAUUGACAGAUCUUCCGUACUCCAACCAAGGUUAUGAUAAUGGCGGAAGUGUCCUCUCCACUGCCUCCUGCUUCAUAUCGCCCACUGGAUCCACUGGAAAUGGUGGCAAUAAUCCGGAUCUGAUCAAUGACACCAAGCGUUUUGGAAGCGAUGAGUUUGCUGACCUGAAGAUACCACCAAUCAGUGGUGUUGGAGUGGGCGGCAGUGGGGAGUAUAGCCGUGCCAAUGGCUGUGACUCCCUGUAUCCAUCGGGUCUGUGGGAACACGGUGCCCCAGUGGGCGCCACAUCCGCGGAUGAUCUCUUCAUGAAGCGCUACACGGACAAAACGCCCAUCAUAGACUCCACGCAGCUGUAUGACUUGCACGAGCGAACAGCGGCCACGGAUUAUUUUAGCAAAACCUUUCCCAGAUCUCACCUACAGCAGGGGAUGACGGGAGGUGGUGGUGUUGGCGGAGGAACGUCUACGGCAUCGACAGUUACCACCAAUUUGUCGGGUGGCUCCUCAUCGGGUUACCCCAACGAUUAUGGUCUGCCCCUAGUGCCGGGAGCAGAACACCAGCAUAACCACCAGCUGCAGAUGCAUCCACUGCAGCAGCUCCAGCAGCAGCUGACCUCCACACUGAACCACCAGAAGCAGGAGGGCAGCUCCACCGGUAGUAGUCCGCACUUCAGUAGCCGCACACUGCCACGCCUGCACGAUGGGAGUGGCGGUGGCGGCAGUUCCCGGUCCUCGCCAACGCCAGCGGUUAAUCAUGCAAACCAGGCGAAUCCCAGCACCUCCUCCAGUUCCUGCUCCAUCCUGCCCAACGGGCAGCCAAUCAACGCCAAGACGAUACGGGUGUGGCAAAAGGGCGGCGUGCCCGUCCUGCCACCGGUUACGGCCCUGAAAAGGGCCCUGAUCAGCAGCAGCCGCAAUUCGCCGGACGAGGGCUAUCAGGAAGGAUGCGGCACGGAUGUGUAAGCGACGCGCUCCGAGGGAUAGGAAGGAAACCAAACCAAGAACUGACUAAACUUAACACAACAAAUAAGAUGUUGGGAGGGGGGAAACAUGGUAGCUCUUUUUUAGGUAUACAAAAUAAUAACACUCAUAGAUAGCUCCGGGGUCCUAGGCGAGCAGCGAUUAUUGUGCAAGCGAACUGUUUGUGAUAGUGUCUGACAAAAAAGAUAAUGCGAAUGAAGAUAAUAAUUGCCCAAAGCAAAGAGAAAGCUAAAACGAAAUCAACUGCACUACACUAAAGUAUACUCUCCUUGGCAAGUAACUCAACUAAAACUAAAACUAAACCUAAAACUAAUACUAAAUGUAAACGUAAACUAAAUAUUAAAUAGGAUAUGUACAGCAGAAACUUUCUUUGAAUAACAUGGCAAACUCUCAACUCCCCGCAUAAAGUAAAAAAAAUAACCCAAAAAACAUAUAUAUAUAUAUAUAUAUGGAAAAGCAAACCAUGUGAAUGUAACUAAAUCUAUGAAUAUAUAUUUAUAUAUAUAUCUAUGUGACUAUGUGUGUGCAUGUGUGUGUGUAAUUUCUUCGUUGUUCGGUUAGCAAAAAGUAAAAAAAGUUAAAAAAGAAGGUACCCAAAAACCAAUAAACCUUUCCUCCAAGAGUUAUAAUCAUAAAUCAGACACGAAAAACCGAACUUGUGGCUCAACAUUUGUAAAAUAUACAUUCACAUAAAUAGUAUGCAUACGUAUGGCAAAGGCUGCAGAAGAAGUUAAAUAAAUCAUGGUAAAUGUAUAUAUUAGCUAACCCAUAGACAAAGGAAAACCCAUUCUUGAUCCGACUAUUGUUAAAAACCCAGUCUAUGUCCCGUUAGAAGCUGUGAAAUAGCAUAAAAACCAAGGAAGGCUCUAAGUCUGACUUAGUGGAUGGCAGUAAAGUUAUUCAUUCUCGAUAAUUAUCCUUAUUCUGGCAUAAUAACUUGUUAAAAAGUUUUCCUAUUCAAAUAUUAUAUCUAUUUCUAUAAUUUUUAAAAAUAUUUCAGUUGUAAUUUAAACACUAAAUAAACAAUCCUUCAACCUUCCAUCUUUAGUCUUUAAUAUUUUUCACUAGCGCCAGAAAAUAUGCAAUGUAAAUUCUAAAUAUUCUAUGAGAAAUUCCACUUCAAACUUGUAUACUGAUUUGUUUUCAAUAUUUUUUACCAUAACUAUCAAAAAACUGAGACAAUUGUUAAAUAAAACACAUUUCCCUGUGCACUUAUUCAGAUUUACAAACAAUUUAUAAGCUGAUAGAAACAGGUUCUGAAUGAAUUCUGCAGAGAAUGACUGUUGACCCCAUUCCGUCAUGCAAAUAUGUUCUCUUAAUGAAAUUAGGACGGUUUACCCAAAAAUUUCCUCAAUCCAAUUUGAUUUACUGCUAUCCAUAAAAUGAUAUAAAAUUGCAAAGUUUUUGUAAAUUUCCUAAUAAAUCUAGAAGAAGGCAAGCUGUUGAGAGGCGAAGAGGAAAUUUAACAAAAUAAAAUCUGUCGGCAGUUGAAAGGCAAACAUAAAAAACCAAUCGGAGAAAAAUUCAAAAGUAAACGCAGAGGCAAAAUAUUCCUCAAAUGCAUACGUAAAUAAACAUAUGUAAAUUGUACUCAAAGUGCACACACACACUCACACACGCAAAUAAGAACACACAUGAAAAGACACAUCACACAGACUCACACACACACACACAUGUACAUUUAGAUAUAUGUCAGUUUGUCCUUGUAACGAUUUAAAGCGUAUCCACAAGAUAUUAAUUGCCCGUAUGUGCUAAGACUUAGAAUUUAAGAGGAAAACAAAAACAGAAACAGAAAAAACAUAAAAAACGAAAAGGAAAGGCAAACAAAAUAAUAUUUUUAAGGUAAACCAAAGACUUUUUUCUUUGCAUCUAAAUGAGCGCUAGAGUCUUCAAAGGACUCGCAACAACAAGCAGUAGGCACACAGAUACACACACACACAAACACAUAUACAAAACACAUAGACACACACACAAAGUAAUCUUAAACGAGAAAAAAGAGCAAGAAAAAACCAUACCAUUUAAGUUGAAAUUAUGUAUUAUGUAUUGUAUAAUAUAAACCUACGUAUAGUAUAUAGUCUAUAGAUGUGUACACUUAUCAACAGAGCGGCAUAGCUAACAGGAGAGAGAGAAAGAAGGGGAAAGAGGGUAUUGGAGGGAUGGGCAGAGAAGAAAGUCGAGUGGGAAGAAGAGGGAAGAUAGCCCGCAGACAAAAGGCGGGCAUUGAAUGCAUGAAAGCAACUGAAUGAACAACAAAGCAAAAAGGAAAUAUAUAUAACAUUAUAUAUAUCUAUA
Drosophila eugracilis is the source of this 6216-nucleotide messenger RNA. RefSeq lists its product as uncharacterized. The transcript has a single exon. The record is from RefSeq and is a predicted model, not a curated record. Gene Ontology annotation, molecular function: protein binding. Lineage: Eukaryota; Metazoa; Arthropoda; Insecta; Diptera; Drosophilidae. The coding region runs from base 1258 to 3906 and encodes 882 amino acids.